This is a messenger RNA of Cucurbita pepo subsp. pepo (vegetable marrow), 2872 nucleotides long. It is a transcript of the gene SWI2, whose product is annotated as switch 2. Gene Ontology annotation, molecular function: ATP binding. NCBI's taxonomy places the organism in Eukaryota, Viridiplantae, Streptophyta, Magnoliopsida, Cucurbitales, Cucurbitaceae. The record is from RefSeq and is a predicted model, not a curated record.
AGGAUGAAAUAUUUUGUUCAUCGGUCUCUAAAAUCAGGAAUCAAGGGAUCGUCUCUCCCAAUUUAUUGGAAAUUCUGUUACUUUCAUGUCGUUUCAGAGUCUGAAAGAGACUCUUAAACCCUGCAAGACCCUUUCCUCAUCGGCCUCUGCACCCACUUCUCCUAUUUCUUCAAAACCCUCGCUCUUCCAAGGUUCUGAGGUUAAUUUCCUUAGAAAACCCCCAAAAUCCUCGCUCUCUUUGCAGCUUCUUCGCCUACAGGAUUCCUUUCCCCCUCCUCAAGAUCGAACCCAAUGUCGAAACCAGCAGACCCAGGUUGGGGUUGAGAAAGGGGAAAAGGAAGAGAAGGGCGUGGAGGGGCCAGAACCAGACGUGUUGAAGAGAUGCCAAUUGGGUCAGUUCCAAUUUGAUCAUGCAGGGCCAUUUGAACCAUUGAUUUUGUCAUCGAAGGAUGAGACCCCGCUCGUACAGGUACCUUCAUCCAUUAAUUGUAGGUUGCUUGAACAUCAAAGAGAAGGUGUCAAGUUCUUGUAUGGUUUAUACAAGAACGGCCAUGGUGGCAUUCUUGGAGAUGACAUGGGGCUUGGAAAAACAAUUCAAACUAUUGCUUUCCUGGCUGCUGUAUAUGGCAUAGAUGGAGAUGGAAUCCAUAAGGAAAUUUGUGGAAAGAAAAAGGGUCCUGUACUAAUAGUAUGCCCCACUUCAGUAAUCCAUAAUUGGGAGAAUGAGUUCUCCAAAUGGGCAAACUUCAGUGUUGCAGUUUACCAUGGGGCAAACCGCGAGUUGAUUCAUGAUAAACUAGAAGCAGGUACUGUCGAGAUACUUAUCACUAGCUUUGAUACGUACAGAAUCCGUGGUGGUAUUCUUUCAGAGGUCACAUGGGAGAUUUUGAUCAUUGACGAGGCUCAUCGGCUUAAGAAUGAGAAAUCGAAACUCUAUAGUGCAUGUGCAGGAAUAAAAACCUUGAAGCGCUUUGGUCUUACUGGAACUAUAAUGCAGAAUAAGAUUAUGGAACUAUUUAAUCUCUUCGAUUUGGUUGCACCUGGAUCGUUAGGUACUCGGGAACAUUUCCGUGAGUUCUACGACGAACCCCUUAAGCAUGGCCAAAGAUCAACUGCUCCUGAAAGAUUUAUACGGAUUGCAGACAAGAGAAAACAAUAUUUAGCCACAAUUCUUAAAAAAUAUAUGCUAAGAAGGACAAAGCAAGAGACUAUUGGGCAUCUUAUGUUGGGAAAGGAAGAUAACGUUUUAUUCUGCGCCAUGAGCGAACUACAAAAACGGGUUUAUAGAAGAAUGUUACAGCUACCAGAUAUCCAAUGCCUUAUCAAUAAAGACCUUCCUUGUGGCUGUGGGAGCCCUCUCACUCAAGCAGAGUGUUGCAAAAGGACUGUACCAGAUGGAAUUAUCUGGCCUUACCUGCAUAGAGACAACCCAGAGGGUUGUGAUUCAUGCCCCUUCUGUAUCGUUCUCCCGUGUCUCGUCAAGCUUCAACAGAUAAGUAAUCAUCUGGAGCUGAUUAAACCAAAUCCUAAGGACGACCCUGAUAAACAAAGGAGAGAUGCAGAAUUUGCUUCCAAAGUGUUUGGCGCUGACGUUGAUCUUGUUGGAGGCAGCGCUCAGAAUGAGAGCUUCAUGGCCCUUAGUGAUGUCAGACAUUGUGGAAAAAUGCGUGCUUUGGAGAAACUAUUUUCCUCUUGGAUUUCACAGGGCGACAAGAUUCUUCUAUUCAGUUACUCUGUCAGGAUGCUUGACAUACUGGAGAAGCUACUUGUGCGGAAAGGUUAUUCCUUCUCGAGACUCGAUGGCUCCACUCCAACCAACUCGCGUCAAACUCUUGUUGAUGACUUCAACUCAAGUCCAAGCAAGCAGGUGUUCCUAAUAUCUACUCGAGCUGGUGGCCUUGGAUUGAACCUUGUCAGUGCAAACAGAGUGGUGAUCUUUGAUCCAAAUUGGAAUCCUGCCCAAGACUUGCAGGCACAGGACAGGUCGUUUCGGUUUGGGCAGAAGCGGCAUGUUGUCGUUUUUCGCCUGCUUGCUGCUGGUUCAUUAGAAGAACUUGUAUACUCUCGUCAAGUAUACAAGCAGCAGUUAUCGAACAUUGUUGUCUCGGGGAAAAUGGAGAAGCGAUAUUUCGAAGGCGUUCAGGAUUGUAAAGAAUUCCAAGGUGAGCUUUUUGGCAUCUGCAAUUUGUUCUCAGAUCUCUCCGACAAGCUCUUCACUAGUGAGAUCAUUGAGAUGCAUGAGGGACGAGAAACAAAAGAAGGGCACGCCCCGAACCCGAAUCAGAACAUCUCCAAGGCUGGUAGUUCUGUUAUUUUUAAAGAAACCGACGCAGUCGGUUCUAUAGAAACCCGAAAGCCAACUCAUCCAGGGAAAACUGCCACAAUUAAACCUACGCUUGAAGACUUGGGUGUCGUAUACGCACAUAGGAACGAAGACAUAGUCAAUUAUGGACCGGGAACGCAAGAAAAAAUGGCAUUGCCAACGACACAAGAUUGUGCACUCGGGCAGCCACGCGUUCCUGAGAUAAAGAAGAGAAAACUGGAUAAUAUUGGUGAGAAAGAUGAUGGUUUCUCGUCAACCAUGGAUUGGAAGAAGGUCCAAUAUCGAAAGCUUGCUGGAUUCAAGGGAAUGGGGGAGCUGGAGUUCAGCAAAUGGUUACUAUGUGCAACUCCAUUGCAGAGGGAGAAAGUACUUGAAGACUACAAGAAGAGAAAGGAGAAGAUACCAAAUGGCUGAGGUCGCUCUUCAAAUGCAGGUUUCAUCUCUGUCUCUUUGUACAAAUUAGCCAUAGUUUAGCUGAGGUAGAGAAUCAGGUUAGUUGUAAUAAGACUAGACCAAGAUAAUAAAGAACCCCUGAAUUUAAGUCUAAUA